UGAUGCUUUGGGCUAAAAAUCCAUAUCUUGGCAACGCUGCUUGGCAGCUUGCGCCCUCUGCACCCUGGCCCUCCCCCCUCCCCUCCCUGAAAGUGGAGUGCUCCGGUGGUUGAGGUGGAGCUAUGCAACUGUCCACAUCCUUGAAUUACACUAUGACCUGCAUAGUUGCAUAAGAUUGCUAAAACAAUCCUAAAACUAGAGUUUUCUUGUAUAAAUACAAGUAGUCACCAUGCAGAGUGGAAUUCUAAAAAUUAUGGUUCAUAUAUUAGUAUUUUUGAUCCACCACUACCACUUUUUUGGUCCAAAAAUGUUUUAGUUGGAAUAGAAAGGAUGAAAAUAGGGGGAUUAAAGUUGCACUUGAAAGAAUUAAGAAUGAAGGUUGCAAGUUGCAACACUCUGAGAUUGCAAUUAGACUAAAUAAUAAUUCAUUAGCAUAUUAAUGUGAGAAUAUAUCACCUAUCCGGAAUUCAACACACCACACUGACUACAUGUAUCACAUUUAUUUUGUAUUAUCAUAUAUUAGAUUUUGAAACUGACCUAAUUACCAGCCUGGAUAAAUUUUUAAUAUAUGAAUUAUCAUUUCUAAGAUUACAUCCUAAACUUGCCCAUUAAAAUUUCAAAAGAAUACAAAUAAAUUUCUUAUAUUGGUAUGCUUUUCAGACUGACAUGUUGUCCUUCUUUGGCCUAUUGGCUAUUGGCCUUCAAUUAGAAAGCUUGUUGCGUGUUCACCUGAUCAUAGUUGCAUUUCAAUUUACCUUGCAACAAUAAUGAAGAAAAUGUGUUUGAAAAAUUUACAUUGUGAAUCUUCUUUUCAGGUGUAAAUAUAGCAAAACACAAUGGGAAAGUUACCUCAAAAGAAGUAUUAUAGGCAACGUGCACAUUCUAAUCCCAUGGCUGAUCACAGCUUUGACUAUCCACUGUGUCCAAGCAAGAUGGAUUGGAAGUCUCUGUAUCCAGACUAUGCAACUUCAGAGGACCAGAAGGUGGAGUUUGCAGAUGUUGGGUGUGGCUACGGAGGCCUUCUUGUGGCCUUGUCACCUCUGUUCCCCAACACUCGCAUGCUGGGGAUGGAGAUCCGUGUCAAGGUGGCAGACUUUGUAACAGACAGAAUAUUAGGGCUGAGAACUCAGCACCCUGGCCAGUACAACAACAUUGCCUGCGUCAGGACCAACGCCAUGAAGUAUUUACCCAACUACUUCACUAAGGGCCAGCUGAGCAAGUUGUUCCUGCUGUUCCCGGACCCGCAUUUCAAGAAGGCCAAGCAUAAGUGGCGCAUAGUGAACCAGACCUUGCUGGCUGAGUACGCUUAUGUGCUGAGGGAAGGCGCAGUAGUGUACACCCUCACUGACGUUGAGGACCUGCAUGUUUGGAUGAAGCGACACUUCAGCGACCAUCCGCUCUUCUGUGCCGUAGACCAGGCAGAUCUGGUGAGUGCUGCUGUGCAACAGCAGUGA
Molecule: messenger RNA, 1454 nt
Organism: Hyalella azteca
Lineage: Eukaryota; Metazoa; Arthropoda; Malacostraca; Amphipoda; Hyalellidae
Product: tRNA (guanine-N(7)-)-methyltransferase
Exons: 5
Coding region: 837-1454 (205 amino acids)
Biological process (GO): tRNA methylation; RNA (guanine-N7)-methylation
Cellular component (GO): tRNA methyltransferase complex
Molecular function (GO): tRNA (guanine(46)-N7)-methyltransferase activity
Source: RefSeq, a predicted model, not a curated record